AUGCUAGAGAAAGAGGAAGGUGUUCUUCUGAAGAAAGCUGCUACAGAGGUUGAUAGAGCAAAGGAAUUCACCCGGGCCAAGAUCAAACACGGAAAAAAUUAUAUGAGCAACAAGUUGAACCAACAAGUUGAACGGCUUGGGAAUUUCCAUCUCCGUAUCCUUGAUCAAAUGAUUAUGUUAGAAGUUGCCAAAGCAACAACAGAGACUGUAGAUGCUUUGACGGCCGGUGCUUAUGCAAUGAAAAAUAUGCAAAAAGCAACCUAUGUGUUUAUCUACCUGCCUUUUUUACUAUCGAGUUAUAUAACUAACAUUGAUGAUGUAGACAAGACAAUGGAUGAGAUCAAUGAGCAAACCGAGAACAUGAAACAGAUCCAAGAAGCAUUGUCGGCUCCAAAUUGGUUUGCUGUUGAUUUCGAUGAGAAAGCAAUAAGACCCGUUCCAAACGCUCCUGAACCAAAGCAACAUUUCCGUCCUGCAACUCAGAAGCAACAAACCACCGAGGAAGAUGAACUCGCUGCAUUACAUGCUGAGAUGGCUCUCUGA
Molecule: messenger RNA, 543 nt
Organism: Arabis nemorensis
Lineage: Eukaryota; Viridiplantae; Streptophyta; Magnoliopsida; Brassicales; Brassicaceae
Source: the annotation of a GenBank genome assembly